AACGGAGUAGUAGGAAGAAGGUGGUGCCGGCUAGCCGACAAUUACGGGAGGUUACGUGGGUCCCUCCACCAUUAUAUACCCCAUCACAACACUCUUGAGUUUCUUCACUCCCUCUUUCUUUCUGUUUUUCUCUUCUCUGUUUUUGUUGCUUCCAUCCAUGGCUUCUUCAUCUUCUUCAGCCUCUCGUGAAGGACACUACAGAGGAGUAAGGAAGCGACCAUGGGGACGCUAUGCAGCUGAGAUUCGCGACCCGUGGAAGAAGACACGUGUCUGGCUUGGCACAUUCGACACUCCAGAAGAAGCUGCCCUAGCCUACGACGGCGCCGCUCGUUCCCUGCGUGGAGCCAAGGCCAAAACCAACUUCCCUCCAGCUCCGCUCGCUGCUGGUCUCUGCCUCGACCUCAACGCCCCCUCCUCUGAUCUCCACCACCACCGCUGGCCCUCCGUCCCCUCCCGUGGCCUUGCCCUCAGUGAGUUCCUCCACACCGGCGUCCUCAAAGACAUCAACCCGCCUCAGCCUCCGCCAGUCACCGUCGCUGUCAGCGCCCCUUACGUCACCGUCGCUCAAGUUGCAGAACCUUCCCCUACGGCGUCGUUUCUUGGACUCAUCCGGCGUGGAAUCCCCAUCGACUUGAACGAGCCUCCACCACUGUGGCUUUGAACCGUGAAAAUAAUGAGUUAGCGUAACUGAGAUCUAUGUAUCGUAGGCUUUGAACGGCGUCGUUUUGCAGUUUUCUAAUUAAAUUGUGUUAUUUUCCCUCUUGAAUCUUCAUGGUCAUGUUUCAUUAGAGAUGAACACGUUUGUUAUAAUCAAUCAUAGAGGGAGCUUCUAGUUCUAUCUGUCUAUGUGAGACUAUCUAACAUCAUUGUAAAUAUAAUUAUUUAUUUUCUA
This is a messenger RNA of Lotus japonicus, 892 nucleotides long. Its product is annotated as ethylene-responsive transcription factor 12. Gene Ontology annotation, molecular function: DNA binding; DNA-binding transcription factor activity. The transcript has a single exon. Gene Ontology annotation, biological process: regulation of DNA-templated transcription. NCBI's taxonomy places the organism in Eukaryota, Viridiplantae, Streptophyta, Magnoliopsida, Fabales, Fabaceae. The coding region runs from base 158 to 661 and encodes 167 amino acids. The record is from RefSeq and is a predicted model, not a curated record.